This is a messenger RNA of Euleptes europaea (tarantolino), 849 nucleotides long. RefSeq names its product paired like homeobox 2A (gene PHOX2A). NCBI's taxonomy places the organism in Eukaryota, Metazoa, Chordata, Lepidosauria, Squamata, Sphaerodactylidae. Bases 1 to 846 code for a protein of 281 amino acids. The transcript has 3 exons. Gene Ontology annotation, biological process: regulation of transcription by RNA polymerase II. Gene Ontology annotation, molecular function: DNA-binding transcription factor activity, RNA polymerase II-specific; RNA polymerase II transcription regulatory region sequence-specific DNA binding. The record is from RefSeq and is a predicted model, not a curated record.
AUGUUCCAGAUGGAUUACUCCUACCUGAACUCGUACGACUCGUGCAUGGCGGCCAUGGAGGCCUCGGCCUACGCCGACUUCGGCUCGUGCAGCCAGCCCAACGGCUUCCAGUACAGCCCCAUCCGCAGCGGCUUCGGCGCCAACCCGCCCUGCCCGCCCCUCGCCCCCGCCAACUGCGCCCUGGGCGCCCUGCGCGACCACCAGCCCUCGCCCUACUCCACAGUUCCCUACAAAUUCUUCUCGGACCCAUCCACCAUCAACGAGAAACGGAAGCAGCGGAGGAUCCGGACGACGUUCACCAGCUCCCAGCUGAAAGAGCUGGAGAGAGUGUUUGCCGAGACUCACUACCCAGACAUCUACACCAGGGAAGAGCUGGCCCUCAAGAUCGACCUCACUGAAGCCAGAGUGCAGGUUUGGUUUCAAAACCGCCGUGCCAAGUUCCGCAAGCAAGAGCGGGCAGCGAAUGCCAAAGGGCAGAACGCCGGCAGCAACUCCGCCAGCAAGAAGCCCGACCCCCGCUCGUCUUCGGAGGACGACGAGUCCAAGGAGUCCAACUGCAGCCCGACCCCCGACAGCACCGCCUCUCUGCCCACCGCCGGCAACCUGAACAGUCCCGGCAGCAGCCUGAGCCCGAGCCCCGGCAGCGGGCAAGGCCUGGGGCCCAGCCACGCCAGCCAGGCCCUAAAGGCUCCCCUCUGGCCCGGCGUGACCACCAGCAACGGGGCCACCAACACGGCCGAUCUGCUGAAAGCUUGGCAGCCGGCUGAAGCCAUGCCGGGACCUUUCUCCGGCGUCCUUUCCUCUUUCCACAGGAAGCCAAACCCCCUCAAGGCCAACCUCUUCUAACUA